Messenger RNA from Penicillium coprophilum, 1080 nucleotides. RefSeq lists its product as uncharacterized. The annotation marks the transcript as partial. The transcript has 3 exons. Gene Ontology annotation, molecular function: glucosamine-6-phosphate deaminase activity; identical protein binding. Gene Ontology annotation, biological process: D-glucosamine catabolic process; N-acetylglucosamine catabolic process; N-acetylneuraminate catabolic process. The record is from RefSeq and is a predicted model, not a curated record. Gene Ontology annotation, cellular component: cytoplasm. NCBI's taxonomy places the organism in Eukaryota, Fungi, Ascomycota, Eurotiomycetes, Eurotiales, Aspergillaceae.
CGUGUCAUUAUCAGAGAAGAUCCCAGCGAGGUGUCUGUGUAUAUCGCAGACUAUAUUAUCAGCCGCAUCAAGGCAUUCAAUCCGACUCCCGAGCACCCAUUUGUGCUUGGUGUGCCCACCGGUAGCAGCCCUGAGCUCAUCUACAAGAUCCUCGUGCAGCGUCAUCGCGCCGGCGAGAUCUCCUUUAAGAAUGUCGUGACUUUCAACAUGGAUGAAUAUGUCGGUCUGCCUCGCGAUCACCCCGAGUCCUAUCACAGCUUCAUGUACAAGCACUUCUUUUCCCACGUGGACAUCCCCCCGCAGAACAUCAACAUCCUGGAUGGCAACGCGGCUGAUCCUGUAGCCGAGUGUGCAUCAUUUGAAGCACGCAUCGCCCGCUAUGGUGGUAUCGAGCUUUUCCUGGGCGGCGUCGGACCAGAUGGCCAUAUUGCCUUCAAUGAGCCAGGCUCCUCGCUGAACAGCCGCACUCGCGUCAAGACACUGGCCUACGACACCAUCCUAGCAAACUCUCGCUUCUUCGGCGGUGACACCAACAAGGUGCCUCGCAUGGCCAUGACUGUCGGUAUUCAGACCAUCAUGGAUUCCCGGGAAGUGGUGAUUGUAGCCACCGGAGCGCACAAGGCAUUCGCCGUGCAGAAGGGCCUUGAAGAAGGCAUCAAUCACAUGUGGACACUUUCCGCUUUGCAGCUGCACCAGCACCCGCUCGUUGUCUGCGACCGUGACGCUACUCUCGAACUCAAGGUCAAAACUGUGCGAUACUUCGAAUCUAUCGAGCAGGCCGGGACCGACGCCCGCACCCAGGGACCCGCUCUCGUUUACCGUCCUCGGACCUACGUCCCGGCCCCACUCCCUGCCAAGACCCCCAAGUCCCAGCAGCCUACUCCCGAUGGAACCCCCGAGAAGACGCCCAAAGAUCUCCGCAUCAACACUGAGCUGCACCGCCGCGCACUGGAGGAAGAGGAGCUCACUCCGGAUAGCAUGUCCUCGCGUCUGGUUGACUCGGCGAUUGGCGGUAUUGACGGUGCGCUGAAGAGCGACCUUGUCUUUGAUCGCAUGGGCACCAGAAUUACUACACUCUGA